Messenger RNA from Asparagus officinalis (garden asparagus), 705 nucleotides. Its product is annotated as replication protein A 70 kDa DNA-binding subunit B-like. Gene Ontology annotation, cellular component: nucleus. Lineage: Eukaryota; Viridiplantae; Streptophyta; Magnoliopsida; Asparagales; Asparagaceae. The coding region runs from base 1 to 705 and encodes 234 amino acids. Gene Ontology annotation, molecular function: DNA binding. The transcript has 5 exons. Gene Ontology annotation, biological process: DNA recombination; DNA replication; DNA repair. The record is from RefSeq and is a predicted model, not a curated record.
AUGAGUUUGGCUUUAUUAACUGAACGGAAGACACUUGAUGAAAUUCGAGAGGCACGAAAGGUUUGCACAUGUGUGACAUUAGCAACUAUAGAGAAAAUUCAAACAGAUUAUAAUUGGUUUUACAAUGCAUGCAAAAAAUGUCAAAGGAAGGUAAAGUCUGAAGAUGGUAAAUUUUGGUGUGAGAAGUGCAAUGAAAACGCAAGAUUUGUUAUCCCAAGGUAUAGAGUCCAGGUUUUAGUCAUUGACCAUACAUGUACUGCAUCAUUUGUACUGUUUGAUCGAGAAGCUAAACAAGUUAUUCACAAAUCUGCGGUCGAAUUGAGGGGACGACUAACAAAAGAAGGUGAUGAUGAUUCAUUUCCUCGUGAGUUAGAUGUGUUGGUGAAAAAGAAAUUUUUGUUCAAAAUACAAGUUUCAGAAUUCAAUCUCAACCAAAAUUGGCCUGUAUUUUCCGUCUCAAAAAUGACUGAUGAUGAAAAUCGGAUAGCAGCUUUCAAAGACAGCUUAGAUUUGAACCAGGUCUCUUUAUCUGUCACUUGUGACAAUACAGAAGUUGAAAUUUGUUCGUCGGAUAACAUUACACCUUGCAAGAGAAAUUUGUUCGAAUCUGAUGUCGAGCAAUCUGUUUUAGUGGACUUGAUCUCUCCGCAAAUGUCAAGCAACAAAAAGGAAAAACAUAUCAAAAUUGAAAAAGAUAAUUACUAG